CUUACUCCCACGCUGCUUGUUGCAGAGACAGAGGAUCCAGUCACUCGUCUUGUUUAUGAAAGCCUGCACCUUGCAAGAAACAUGUCCUGCAACAAGACGCAGGCCAUGGUGGUCAUAUCCACAGAAGAGGAAUGGUCCUCCCUGGUGUGUUUGCUGGAAGAAAAUGUUGCAGAUAAAGAGGAACAAUUAAGUCCUGAGGGACAUGUCUAUAACUUGGUGCUGGAUGACUGCUUGAUCAGCCUGCACUAUGCAGAUGUAAAACCAGACAUGACACAGGAGAACAUCAGCCAGGUGAUGAACGCUUGCUUCACAUCGUGCAAAGAUGGAAUAAACACAUUCCUGCUGUUGGUCCCAGGUGGGCAUUACACAACAAAACAAAUGCGACUGUUGGAGAUACUGCAGGCACACUUUGGAACCGAGGCCUUCAAGUACCUGGUGGUUGUCUCUCUGGAGGACGGCAAAGUGGUGACCAUGCUGGACGACACCCUACUAGAGCUAAUCAACACAUGCGAUGGACGCUACUGCAGAAUGACCUCACCCUCUGCCAGGGACAAAGUGAACGCGCUGGUCAGCAUGGUGGACUACAUGCUGGCCGAGAGCGGUUCCACGGGCUACAGCCAAAGCAUGCUGGCCGACGCCAAGAAGCGCAGCACAGAGGACACGGCCAUGCGCAUGCUGAGGCAGAAGGUGCAGGAAGCUGAGGAGAAGGUGCAGGCCUUCCAGCAGAUGGUCGCCCAGAGAGAGGAGAGGAGAGCCAAAGAGGUGGAGGAGCUGAGGGAGAAGCACGACGAGGAAAGACGCAACGAGGCUGCAGAAAGGAGGCAGUAUGAGGCAAAGAAGGAGAGCCUGGAGGAGGCUGUGGUCAGCCAUAAAGCCAUACUGCACUUCCAGAUGAGGCCAGAGGAUGAGGAUGACACAGACAAGAUGUCCGUGGUCCUGCUGGGUCUGUCAGGCAGUGGCAAGACAUCAGCUCUUCGUCUCAUCUUGCAACGAGCAGGUAAUCAGUACCCUUUCACUGGGUGCACUGACGAGGACCCCCAGCCCACCGUAGUCUGUGAGAGGAGGGAGGUUUGCACGGGGGGGAAGAGGCUUAUCCUAGUGGACACCCCCGAGCUGUGGGACGAGGACGGCGUGGUGAACCUGGAGCAGGUGAAAGACUGCCUGGCUCUAGCGCUGCCAGGACCCCACAUCUACCUGCUGGUACUCCAGGUGGGCCGCUUCACUCAGGGCGAGAGCGAAAUGCUAACCCAACUGCAGAAGAUCUUUGGGAGGGAUGCCGUCGAGCACUCCAUGGUGCUGUUUGUGCAUAUGAAUCAAGGCCCGCAGAGGUCUCAGAGGAUUCACAACUAUGUGGCGGGGGCCCACACCAUGCUGCAUGAGCUCACCCGGAGGUGCGGCAGCCGCUACUACGAGCUGAGCCUGGCCAAGACCCACAAUGGUAUGAGCUACCCUCAGGUCAGACAGCUGCUGUCAGGCAUCAACAAGCUAGUGGCAUCCCACGGAGGACGAGCACAUGUGGUGAAGAGGUUCACUGCUCAGGAGCUCCAGGAAAGGAAGAAAAUUACUGAGGACGUGAAGGACAGAGCCUGGGAGGCCAACUUCCUGCUUAAAGAUGCUUAAGUGCCUAUCAUCCAUGAUGUGCUUUUCACUGCACAAUGCUGUAUCUUAUUGGGUUUGCUUAUAUUUUACCAGGGUGUCCAAAGUCUUUCCUUCGAGGGCCGCUGACAGAAAAACGAAGAAUAUCAGGGGCCACUUUGACAAGUCUCCAUUUGUUUCGUAAAACACAAAAAUCUAUUAAAAGUAGUUGAAGACGUGCAAAACAAUUCAAUAUCAUGAACGUCAAAAGACCUAGAUCUUAAUGUUGUAUGAUAGCUUCUUAUCUGAUAGCAUUGAACAUUUCAACAUCUGGCAACCUUUUAUGCAGUGCAUCCCCACAUAUUAUUCACGAUUCAGCAUUCACAACCCAGCAAAUUCAUCGGGUUGCUUAUUAGUAGAAAAGCCAUCUUGUUUGCCCUACAGUACACAGGUAAAGCCUGAGUUGUACCGGAAGUAGUAAGAGGGACACUUCAACUUGCUUGAGGAGGUUUUCUUUAUUUGCAUUGAAUUCGCUUUAUACUUACACUCUUACUCACACACCAAAAACCAACAGGAGCUUAUCAACCCAAACGCCUCAGUCACUCACGGUACAUCCAAAAUAACACAACAAGUAACACAAAUGGAAGCCCACACACACUCUUCCCCAACAGGAAGUUACCAAGCAUGACUUGUGGGUUUUGUUUUGCGUGUAUAUUAUUAGUCUGUAAAUGUGUAUUUCGAUACCCGCAUAGUUCGUGUGGUGCAGUUACAGUAUGUAUUUCACAUGUGCUACUUGUUAUUUAAAUGUAGGGCACAAUCAAAGACGUGAUAAUAUGUAGUACUCUACACUGAUCACUAGGUCUCAGGAGUGUUUGAUGAGACACAACAGGCUUCUAUUGUAGGCUUGAAUUAUCCUACAACAGGCACAUUAAUCUUGAAUAAAAAUCCCUAAUAAAAACACAGGCACCUGUUGCAGCCAUAACACGCACCAAGCUAAAACUCAACUCUGUUCCCCCAACAACACUUUCUGUCCGUCCCGCCACUCAGUUCUCCUCUGGAUCACAUUUGUAGCAACACAAACAAGCAAGAGUCUUAUUUAUGUUGUUACUAUGUCUACUAUAUUGGAUAAUGCAAGUGUAAAGGUGACUAUGGGGUUGUUAUUUUAUGUCUACAUGGCUCUAAUAAUGAAAAAAAACAGAUUUGGAGGGUUUUCUAUGAUUAAAUUCAAUUUAUAAAUAAGAAAUCCAACUUUGUGGAAAUUCACUUAACAUGGAACCAAUUAACUGCGAUAAACAAGGGAUUACUGUAUAGGUUUAGUGCUGUAUUUGAAGAUAAAAGUGACAAGCAGAUGUGACAGUCAUAUGACCUUAUGAGCAUCAGGAAAUGUCCCUGAGGUGCUCCUUAAGCGUCGCUCUGAAGGCCCAUGAUGCCGUCGAUCCACUGAGUGUAGUGUGAGAUGAUGGUGUAGAUCCCCGGCUUCUUUAGUUGGCCGCACUUCUUCCCUCCGUUGGACGUGAUGCCCACCGCCACGCCGUUGUAGAGCAGUGGACCGCCAGAGUCUCCCUAAAAGAGAAAGACAUGUUUAAUAUUGUGGUUGUGAUUCAGGGACGGGCAUGACGAAUUGUUUUAAUGAUAUGUACUGUAAUUAAGAAUUGUGUCAAUCCUGUGUUAUUAGACUGAUCUAUUGUUCGUACUGUAUUAACAACGUUAAAGGAGGCAAUCUGGAUUCCACCACUUUGGCAGCAACCAGCAGAGGAUACAAUCAAGCCCAACUAGUGUGGUGCCUGAACGGGACGCAUAACAGGAAGAAUUCUUUUUUUUAACUAAAUAAUAAUUGGAAAUAUUGCAAUACAACACAACCUGACGGCAGGUGAAUGGAAUGAGGUUCCUCAGGGUGGCUAAGUUACUUUGUUUUGCUGCUGGACUGAUUUUCAAUUCAUGUUGACAUAUUUAUCUCCAACAAUCAGCUGCUUUUCUUAUGAAUGUGAUGAUGCCUCCGACUCUGCAGCCUUUACUGUUCCUCUGUCGUCCUUUUUAAAUUUGUCCCAUUUGUUUAAACAAGGCAGUUAAUAUUUGAGAGACUGUGAUGUAUUUCUUCUCAAAAUAAAGAUUUGAUCCUGGAAAAAAUACAUUCUUUCAUCUGUUCCUGCUACAAUAUGUGUAAGCAAUAAUGGAUGGUUGGCGAUAGCAUCCUUGCUGUGAAACACGAACUUUUACAAAAAGUAAAAUCGGUAGUGCUUUAUUACUCAUAAUAUCGGCCCGAUACUGGCAUAAAAAUGUAAUAUCAGUCAAUAUCGGUAUCUGUUUUUUUUUUCAUAAUGAAGCUGAUAAUGAACAUAAUGCUGUAUAUAGGCCCAUGGGCUCCGGUAUUUGCCAGUGC
Molecule: messenger RNA, 3955 nt
Organism: Dunckerocampus dactyliophorus (ringed pipefish)
Lineage: Eukaryota; Metazoa; Chordata; Actinopteri; Syngnathiformes; Syngnathidae
Exons: 3
Coding region: 82-1620 (512 amino acids)
Molecular function (GO): GTP binding
Source: RefSeq, a predicted model, not a curated record